This is a messenger RNA of Myotis daubentonii (Daubenton's bat), 10011 nucleotides long. RefSeq names its product coiled-coil and HOOK domain protein 88A (gene CCDC88A). The record is from RefSeq and is a predicted model, not a curated record. Gene Ontology annotation, cellular component: cytoplasm; centrosome. Lineage: Eukaryota; Metazoa; Chordata; Mammalia; Chiroptera; Vespertilionidae. Gene Ontology annotation, biological process: cytoplasmic microtubule organization; cytoskeleton-dependent intracellular transport. Gene Ontology annotation, molecular function: dynein light intermediate chain binding; microtubule binding.
GAGCGGCGCGCGCCUGCCGACGGCGGGCCGGCGGCCGGGGCCGGGCGGCGAGGGCCGGGGUGUGAUGCGGCACUGCGGUCCUCCAGUCGUUGCUCCCGCUCCUCCAGAGCGCGCCGAGGACUAGGCUGGAGUGCGGCGGCCGUUUUGUGCCCGGGCUUCCCAGGGGCGCCCUGAAAAGGCUGGCGGGGCUCCGAACACUGGGGGGUUAGAGACACACAGUCAAGCCCCCACACCCCCGGGAGGGGACGGGGGCUGGAAGCGAGGCGCGAGGGCGGCCGAGGGAUGGUGUCUGCUGGGGAGGAAGGGGCGAGCCCUGCCUGUCGUUGGUGAGGGGCUGCGGGCAGGGGAGGCGCCGCCGUUCGCAGCAGCUCCGUGCGCGCUGGUGGGUGGAAGGUGUGGAGCGGCGCGCGGAGGGCGAGCCCGGCGGCCGCCGGCACCCUCCCCGUGACAUCCGACGUGGUGGUCCGUUUAGCCCGCGUUGCGGUUAAUUCAUUGGAGGCAGCUUCGCGGAUCGGGCUCCUGCGGGAGCCGGGCAGCCUGGACGGGCUUUUUGUCUGGCUGCUCCAGCCCCCUUUCCCUUCCUCCUCCUCCUCCCGAUGCCGUUUCCCUGCCCCUCCUCGCCCGGUACAGACAUUUGCAGCGCAGCCUGCGGCUCGUGGCUGCUGCUGUCGAAGCCGCUGCUCGGGAUUUCGGCUCGUUUCCCGCUGGGGUGUUUUUUGAAGUGGGAGAGCGUUUCUCUCCCCUCCACGAUGGGGUUUCCUUCCCGUGCCAGCAUAGACUUUCAUUGAUUUCUACUUCAGCGUUUAGUGUCCGAUUCCCCUUAGGCGUAUUUCUGUGGUGGUUCCUUUUUUUUUUUUUUUCCCCCCUCAAAUACAUGAGCUGUAAAAUGGAGAACGAAAUUUUUACUCCCCUUCUGGAGCAGUUCAUGACCAGCCCUCUGGUCACUUGGGUGAAAACGUUUGGACCUCUGGCUGCAGGAAAUGGGACCAACCUGGAUGAAUAUGUGGCUUUGGUGGAUGGGGUGUUCUUGAACCAGGUCAUGCUCCACAUUAAUCCUAAAUCGGAGAGUCAGAGAGUAAAUAAAAAAGUCAACAAUGAUGCCUCACUUAGAAUUCAUAAUCUAUCCAUUUUGGUGAGACAGAUAAAAUGUUAUUAUCAGGAGACUUUGCAGCAGUUGAUCAUGAUGUCAUUGCCAAAUAUCUUAAUUAUUGGCAAAACCCCCUUUUGUGAACAAGGCACAGAAGAAGUUAAAAAGUUGCUUUUACUUUUACUGGGUUGUGCAGUUCAGUGUCAGAAGAAAGAAGAAUUUAUUGAAAGAAUUCAAGGUUUAGAUUUUGAUACAAAAGCAGCAGUUGCAGCACAUAUUCAAGAGGUAACCCAUAAUCAGGAAAAUGUGUUUGAUUUGCAAUGGAUGGAAGUGACUGAUAUGUCUCAGGAGGAAAUAGAACCACUUUUGAAAAAUAUGGUGUUGCAUCUAAAAAGACUUAUAGAUGAGAGAGAUGAACAUUCAGAGACCAUCAUAGAACUCUCUGAAGAACGGGACGGUCUUCAUUUUCUACCCCAUGCGUCUUCAUCUGCACAGUCACCCUGUGGUUCUCCAGGCAUGAAGCGGACAGAAAGUCGACAACAUCUGUCAGUGGAACUGGCAGAUGCUAAGGCCAAGAUAAGAAGGCUGAGGCAGGAGUUGGAGGAAAAGACUGAACAGUUGCUGGACUGCAAACAAGAACUUGAGCAAAUGGAAAUAGAACUAAAAAGGCUGCAGCAAGAGAACAUGAAUUUGCUUUCGGAUGCUCGUUCUGCAAGAAUGUACCGAGAUGAAUUAGAUGCACUUCGAGAGAAGGCAAUCAGAGUUGAUAAGCUUGAAAGUGAAGUCAGCAGAUAUAAAGAAAGGCUGCAUGAUAUUGAGUUUUAUAAAGCAAGAGUUGAGGAAUUAAAAGAAGAUAAUCAAGUUUUACUAGAAACAAAAACCAUGUUGGAAGACCAAUUAGAAGGAACUCGAGCUCGUUCUGAUAAAUUACAUGAAUUAGAGAAAGAGAAUUUACAACUAAAGGCCAAACUGCAUGAUAUGGAAAUGGAACGUGAUAUGGAUAGAAAAAAGAUUGAAGAAUUAAUGGAAGAAAAUAUGACUUUGGAAAUGGCACAGAAACAAAGUAUGGAUGAAUCAUUACAUCUUGGCUGGGAGUUAGAACAAAUAUCCAGAACUAGUGAACUUUCUGAAGCACCACAGAAAUCUUUGGGCCAUGAGGUGAGUGAGUUGACAUCAAGUAGGUUACUGAAGUUGGAGAUGGAAAAUCAGAGUUUGACAAAAACUGUAGAAGAGCUUCGAAGUACUAUGGAUUCUGCAGAAGGAAACACUUCCAAAAUCCUGAAAAUUGAAAAAGAAAAUCAAAGACUAAGUAAAAAGGUUGAAAUUCUUGAAAAUGAGAUUGUUCAAGAAAAGCAAAGUCUUCAGAAUUGUCAGAAUUUAAGCAAGGAUCUAAUGAAGGAGAAGGCUCAGCUUGAAAAAACGAUUGAAACGCUUAGAGAAAAUUCAGAGAGACAGAUUAAAAUAUUGGAGCAGGAAAAUGAACAUCUGAAUCAAACCGUGUCUUCCUUAAGGCAGCGCUCCCAAAUAAGUGCUGAAGCAAGGGUGAAAGACAUUGAAAAAGAAAAUAAAAUUCUCCAUGAAUCUAUCAAAGAAACAAGUAGCAAGUUAAGCAAGAUUGAAUUUGAAAAAAGACAAAUUAGGAAAGAAUUAGAACAUUAUAAAGAAAAAGGAGAACGAGCGGAAGAACUUGAAAAUGAGUUGCAUCAUCUUGAAAAAGAAAAUGAAUUGUUACAGAAAAAGAUAACCAAUUUAAAAAUUACAUGUGAAAAAAUUGAGGCCUUAGAACAAGAAAAUUCAGAGCUAGAAAGAGAAAAUAGGAAAUUUAAAAAAAGAUUGGAUAGCUUUAAAAACCUUACUUUUCAGCUAGAAUCUCUAGAGAAAGAGAAUUCCCAACUUGAUGAGGAAAACUUGGAACUGCGAAGAAACGUGGAGUCUUUGAAGUGUGCAAGCAUGAAAAUGGCUCAACUGCAACUAGAAAAUAAAGAACUGGAAAGUGAAAAAGAGCAGCUUAAGAAGGGCUUAGAGCUUAUGAAGGCAUCAUUCAAGAAAUCAGAACGCUUAGAAGUUAGCUACCAGGGUUUAGAUACAGAAAAUCAAAGGCUACAGAAGGCUUUAGAGAACAGCAAUAAAAAAAUUCAGCAGUUAGAGAGUGAACUACAAGACUUAGAGAUGGAAAAUCAAACAUUGCAAAAAAACCUAGAAGAGUUAAAAAUAUCCAGCAAAAGACUAGAACAGCUAGAAAAAGAAAAUAAAUCACUAGAGCAAGAGACUUCUCAACUGGAGAAGGAUAAGAAACAGCUGGAGAAGGAAAAUAAGAGACUCCGACAACAAGCAGAAAUAAAAGAUACCACGUUAGAAGAAAAUAAUGUGAAAAUUGGAAAUUUGGAGAAAGAAAACAAAACUCUAUUCAAAGAGAUUGGUAUUUAUAAAGAAUCUUGCAUUCGUCUGAAAGAAUUAGAGAAAGAAAAUAAGGAGCUUGUCAAAAGAGCAACUAUUGAUAUAAAAACUUUGGUUACAUUACGUGAGGAUUUGGUGAGUGAAAAAUUGAAGACACAACAAAUGAAUAAUGAUCUUGAAAAAUUAACCCAUGAGCUUGAGAAGAUAGGGUUAAAUAAAGAGCGACUCUUACAUGAUGAGCAAAGUACAGAUGACAGUAGGUACAAACUUUUGGAAUCAAAAUUAGAAUCCACUCUAAAGAAGUCCCUUGAAAUAAAAGAGGAAAAAAUUGCUGCUUUAGAAGCUCGAUUAGAAGAAUCCACAAAUUAUAACCAGCAAUUGCGCCAAGAACUUAAAACAGUGAAAAAGAAUUACGAAGCCCUUAAACAGAGACAAGAUGAGGAAAGGAUGGUACAGAGCCCUCCUUCAGCUUCCAGUGAAGAGAACAAAUGGGAGCGAGAAAGUCAAGAAACAACCAGAGAGCUUCUGAAAGUGAAAGACAGACUGAUUGAGGUAGAAAGAAAUAAUGCUACACUGCAAGCAGAGAAGCAAGCACUGAAAACUCAACUGAAGCAACUUGAGACACAGAACAAUAAUUUGCAGGCUCAGAUUCUUGCACUUCAGCGGCAGACAGUGUCAUUACAAGAGCAGAAUACUACUCUUCAAACACAGAAUGCCAAGCUUCAGGUUGAAAAUUCCACACUUAAUUCCCAAAGUACCUCUCUUAUGAACCAGAAUGCACAACUCCUAAUCCAGCAGUCUUCCUUAGAAAAUGAAAAUGAGUCUGUAAUCAAAGAGCGGGAAGACCUGAAAUCUCUCUAUGAUUCUCUGAUCAAAGAUCAUGAAAAACUGGAACUUCUUCAUGAACGGCAGGCUUCGGAGUAUGAAUCUCUCAUUGCUAAGCAUGGAACUCUAAAGUCUGCCCACAAAAAUCUUGAGGUGGAGCAUAAAGACCUCGAAGAUCGUUAUAAUCAGUUACUAAAACAGAAAGGACAAUUGGAAGAUUUGGAAAAAACACUGAAAGUAGAACAGGAAAAAAUGCUGCUUGAAAACAAAAACCAUGAGACUGUAGCUGCAGAAUACAAGAAACUUUGUGGUGAAAAUGAUAGGUUGAAUCAUACAUAUAAUCAGCUUUUAAAAGAAACUGAAGUUUUACAAACUGACCAUAAAAACUUGAAAAGUCUUCUAAAUAAUUCUAAACUGGAACAAACAAGAUUAGAAGCUGAAUUUUCAAAGCUGAAGGAACAAUACCAACAGUUGGACAUUACAUCCACCAAGCUAAAUAACCAGUGUGAGUUGCUAAGCCAACUUAAAGGAAAUUUAGAAGAAGAAAAUCGGCAUCUACUAGAUCAAAUCCAGACAUUAAUGCUGCAGAACAGAACACUGUUGGAGCAGAAUAUGGAAAGCAAGGAUCUUUUUCAUGUUGAACAAAGACAGUACAUUGAUAAAUUAAAUGAAUUAAGACGACAAAAGGAGAAAUUAGAAGAGAAAAUUAUGGAUCAAUACAAAUUUUAUGAGCCAUCUCCUCCUAGGAGGAGAGGCAACUGGAUUACUCUAAAAAUGAGAAAAUUGAUAAAGUCUAAGAAAGAUAUUAAUCGGGAACGUCAGAAAUCUCUAACAUUAACACCUACCCGCUCAGACUCCGGUGAAGGAUUUCUUCAACUCCCCCAUCAAGAUAGUCAAGAUAGUUCUUCCGUAGGUUCAAACUCCUUAGAAGAUGGCCAAACUUUGGGGACCAAGAAAAGCAGCAUGGUUGCACUGAAAAGACUGCCCUUUUUGAGGAACAGACCGAAGGAUAAAGACAAAAUGAAGGCCUGCUACCGUCGUUCCAUGUCCAUGAAUGACCUGGUGCAGUCCAUGGUCCUAGCAGGAGGACAGUGGACAGGUAGUACUGAGAAUUUGGAGGUUCCGGAUGAUAUUUCAACGGGUAAAAGGAGAAAAGAAUUGGGAGCUAUGGCCUUCUCUACUACAGCUAUCAACUUUUCAACUGUCAACUCUUCUACAGGCUUCAGAUCCAAGCAGUUGGUUAAUAAUAAAGAUGCUACAUCCUUUGAAGAUAUAAGCCCACAAGGUAUUAGUGAUGAUUCUAGUACGGGAUCAAGAGUUCAUGCUUCAAGACCAGCCAGCCUGGAUAGUGGCAGGACAUCCACUAGCAAUAGCAAUAAUAAUGCUUCACUCCAUGAAGUCAAAGCAGGUGCAGUUAAUACCCAGAGCAGGCCACAGAGCCAUAGCAGUGGGGAAUUUAGCUUGCUUCAUGAUCUUGAGGCUUGGUCCAGCAGUGGUAGCAGUCCAAUCCAGUACUUGAAAAGACAGACCAGAUCAAGUCCAGUGCUCCAGCACAAAAUGCCUGAAACUGAGAGUCGAGCACAUCACAAGGUCAAAACUGGUUCCCCUGGAAGUGAAGUUGUUACUCUACAACAGUUUUUGGAAGAAAGCAACAAGCUUACCUCAAUACAGAUAAAGUCCUCAAGUCAAGAUAAUCUUUUAGAUGAAGUAAUGAAAAGUUUGUCUGUCUCUUCUGACUUUUUGGGGAAAAGCAAACCCGUUAGCUGUGGUCUGGCCAGGUCAGUAAGUGGGAAAAGCCCAGGAGACUUCUGCGAUAGACGGACAACUAAGCCUGAACCGUUUGUGAGACCUGGUCCUCAGAAGCCUGAAGAUACCUACUUUGUGAGUUCUCCAGGAAAACCUACACCAGGCACUCAAGGAAAGAUAAAAUUAGUAAAAGAAUCUUCUUUGUCACGACAAUCAAAAGAUAGUAAUCCUUAUGCCACUUUACCUCGCGCAAGCAGCGUGAUCUCCACUGCAGAAGGGACUACUCGAAGGACAAGCGUCCAUGAUUUUUUGACCAAGGACAGUAGACUACCUAUGUCAGUUGAUGCAUCACCAGCUGUUGCUGAUAGCCACAUCACUGCAGCAUCUAGUGAGUACCGUUUACACCAGUGGUCUUACCAUAAACUUCACAGCCCAACAUAUUCUGUAGGUUCUCAUGCACAAAUUGAUUUAGUUACGGAUGAGCCUGAGUCUCUAUAUGCCCAGGCUCGGAGCUCAACAACAGAAAGGUCACAUUUUCUAAACCAAACUUUUGCCUCCGUUAAUAUGUCUAAUGACACACUUGUAAUAUCUGCUAAAGAUAGUAUAGAGUCAUUUACUCAUCCUUCUCAGCCAUUUUUAUCCCUGAAUACAGAGUUAGUUAGUAACAUAAGUGGGUUACCUCCCAGGCCAGUCACCAGAGUAACUGACCAGGCUUCUGCCUCUUUGGAUAAAGCUUCACAGAAAGAUAAUGAACAGUUUUCUGAUAAUCAGAUCCGUGGUAACUAUAACCCACAGUCUUCUGUAGGUAGCAGUAAUCUUAUCACUCCUGCAUGCCUCUGUCCUGAUGACACAGAAGCUGCAUUGUUGGUUUCUGAGGAUAAUCAGACUGUUUGGUAUGAAUAUGGUUGUGUAUGAUCAAAACUGCACAGUAUAAUCCUGAUGUCAUUUGAUAUGUACUAUGCUUCUCUAAUCUGACUUCAAGAGCUGCUGUUGAAAAGUAUUUGGCAAGGUUCAUAUUUUUAUUUUCAAAUCGUGGCAUAGUGUUUGGCUGUACAUGAUGGCUUGUAUAUAAAUGUGAAUGUGUAACUAUACCAAAGCCUGCAUGAAAUAUUAAUUGCAUUGUAUAUUUUCUGCAUGACUUUAAAAACCUUAACAAUACAUGCUCCUCUUUCACAUUUCUUGCCGCCUGAUAAGAGAUUGUUACUUUUAGAAGCAUGUUAAGAUAGUUGCAUGCUAUAAUUACCAAGAAAGCAUUUCCAAGUCAUACUUCGUUGCUUCCAAAAAAGAAUGCUCAUUUCCUCCCUUCCUUCUUCUCAUUCCUUUUUCUUUUUCUAAGAAAUAUUUCUUUAAAAUAUAUAUAUAUUUUUUUUAUUGAUUUCAGAGAGGAAGGAAGAGGGAGAGAGAGAGAGCGAAACAUGCCCCACUACUGGGGAUUGAACCCACAACCCAGGCCUGUGCUCUGACCUGGAACUGAACGAUGCCUUCCUGGUUCGUAAGUCGAUGCUCAGCCACUGAGCCAUGAAGGCCGGGCCCUUUAUUUCCAGAAUGUGCACCACAUAUUGCACAUGUGUAGGAAAAUACGUUUUAAAAAAAAGUCCUUUUCCUUUGCCAUUUAAUUAUGCCUUCUGUCCUGUUUUAUUUUCAAAGAAAUAGUUAAUAACUCAAUACUUUAUGUAGCAAAUAUUAACUACUGCCCAUAUUUAUAAAAUUGUUCAGAUUUAAAAUAUUGUUAAUAUUAAUAAAGUUAGUGUAAUUCUUAAAAAAAACCAUCAAAUUUAAAUAUGACUUUUACAUUGUCUAGGACCAUUUUCUAUGUAUUCUAUUUCUUUUCUGCACUUUUCUUCAUCUUCCUUCAAGAUUAAUUUUUACUUAGAAUCAGAGUUUUUCUAGUUGUUUUUUUUUUUAAUAGAGUCAAAGAGAAAUAAACCAAUCAUACUCAAUGUGUUGAAAAUUUGCAUUUUUACUUCUGUUAAAAAAGGUAGCAAGUUUACAAAGUGGUGAAGAUUGGUACUUAUAUAAUUUUAUAAUUUAUUAUAAAUUAUAUGUCUGUCCUUAAAAAAGUUUUCUAAAAUGAGUACAUUGUGCUAAAAUAAAAUAUUAGGAUUUGUAACCACUUAAACUUAAUAGGUGUACUCUUAGUAGAACAAAUUUUAGAACUAAGAAUAAAUAUGACUUGUAGCUAAAAAAUAACCAUAUAAGUUAGAGAAAAUAUUUGCUAACUUUGACUCUGGUGUCAUAAACUUUAAAAUUGUCUCUUGCUAUGGUCCUUUAAAAGCAGAAUCAGCUAAACUUGAAUCUCCCAGAAAAAAACAAAAAUAAAAACUCAUAACUCUCACUUAUCUCUGGAGGAGUAUAUCUUCGCUCUGUCUCUGGAAUGUUUUUGCCAUUUUGACUUAGCCUAAAUAUAUCUGUUAGUAACAGCCUGGCAUCUGAAAGGAAUGCUUUGAAAUGUAACUUUCUAAAGAGGAAGGAAAUUAUUAUUUACUACAUGUUGGUACAUUAAUUAUUGUUAUUAAUUGAACCAAAGAACAAUCUGUAGAGAAUCUUUGCUUAAUGAAAUAUGUAUCUUUUGUAAUUUAAGCCAUCCGUUUGUACUUACACAAGCUCAUUUCAGGACUAGGCCCCUUCUACUUACACCUUUGACCAUACUACUUUUCUCAUAGUCAGCUAUUACUAAAAGUAGUACGAGAGCAGAUAAAUCAGAAAAUGUUCAUAUUUUUAGUACCACCUAAUAUAUUUUCUGCGUGAAUACACCAAUCUAUUUUAUUGUCAUUUGUCUUAUACUCAAUUCUAACAUUUUAAAUGUUUUUGGUAUGCCUUCUUUUAUUUUUUUCAUAACCUAGUAAUAAAAAUUAAUGGCAAAUACAGGUGAGAUUAGAUGGAGGACAUAUAUCAGGCAAAUGUAAUAAUUAUUAUUUCUUUUCCACAUUGAGUCAAGUUUUAUUUCUCAACUAUUUCAACUUUUUAAAUAUUAUAAAUCUGGCCAUUUUUUAAAUUUAAAAUAUUAAAUUUUACAUUUCAUACAUUGAGAAAUCAUGUGCUAUUAUAUUAAAAACUGUGAUUAUUUUUAAAAAUUACUUUUACAGUAAAGAAGUAUUUACAACCCAAAUGGCUAUAGUUACAUAUACAGCACAUUUUCAAAAAGAAGAUGCCCACUGUGCAUAUGAGACAGAUACAUACCAUGUCCAUGUGUCUUGAUGAUUGUCUAAGAAUACAGACUAGAUUUCCUCCAGAAACUGUCAAAAGCUGUGGAGUCAUAAAAGUCUCUCAGAACACUAUAAAUGAAAUCUUAGAAAGAUGCCCCCAAUUAAAUACAUUUUUUAAAGUGAAAGUAAAACUCUGACUCAAUUGAGCAGCUACAUGUUUUUUUUCUAAGACAUCUCCAUAAAAAUCCUAUGGCUUCACAAAAGAUUAUUUGAAAGACUAUGUGUGAUUCAAUACCCUAAUUUUAGAUGAAACUGCAUAGUUUCUAUUCCUGGCCUAGGUUUCUAGAAAUUAUACCAAUAUUAUUUGUAUGACAUUGUAAAUUUACACUGUUAAGUAUUGGGUCCCCUUUAACCAAAACAAUUUUAGCUAUUACAGUGUAAUGAGGUAUAUUAUUUGCCUACAAAAUAUGCCUCAAGCCCAGGUUUUCUUAGUAAUACAAAUAUUUCAUUGUAGAUGUUUCUGCCACUGCAUGCAAGUUUACUUUUUACUUUACAACUAUAUGUGACCAUUUAGUACAUAAACAUAACAAGUAAACCUUUUUGACACUAGGAGGCAUAUUAUUUCUAGCUUUUAAACUAUGAAAACCAGUCUUAUUAUUUCUAGCUUUUAAACAAUGAAAAUCAGUCUUGAAGUAAUGAGAUGUCUAUCAGAUUAAAGAAUUUCCCAGGGUUAGAUUCCUUCUCCUUGCCCUAUUCAAUGAGAGCUCUUUAAGUUUCUUAUCUUCGUGAAUUGUGUUAUGUUUAACUUUU